AUAGUUCCAACGUAUACGCUUAAUUUUAAUUAAAAUAAUCUAUGGUAACUGUAUUGAAUUUAUGAUAACAUCGAUGUUCGAAUUUAAUAAGAGUAAAAUAUCCAUGACACGCACAGUUUCCUUCCACUUUUUUAUGAAGAAUUUUCCGGCGGAUGAAUCUCAUCUCAAAUAAUCAGAGAGGGAUGUGUUUACAUCGUGGUGAAGCAUUUCAAUUCGUAGAUGAGAGACUGGGCGGACGGAAUUAGCGAAGUGUAAACAAAGUGUAUUCUGAGCUGUGCAAGAAGGCGGAGAUAUUCAACAAAGUUCAACUGAAAGGAUGGCGCACAAAUCUCUUUCUGAACUGAGGGGAGCCUGUAACCAACCCACUCCAUAUUCAGCAAGCAUUACUGUACAAGUUGUUAAAGUAGGGCAUUCAGCCAGCUUUACAGAUUUGAAUGGACAACCUGGUGAAAUUCUUAAUUUUAGUAUCGCAGAUGAAACAGGAGCAAUGCUUGCAACACUCAUUGACAGAACGAAGCAUUGCAAAAUUGUAGAAGGAAAGACUCUUCAUGUUCGUCAAUUCGUGGUGAAGAAUAAUAAAAUUGCCAUGUCUCACAGGACCUCCAUAAUGGGCAGGCCAAGAUUGGAAAUCCCGGAAGGAAUUACACAAACGGCAAUACAGCUAAUCUUGCCCGCAUCCCCAGACAAGAAAGUUGUAGAUGCAAAAGAAAUGCCACUCAGGAGCAUAUUAACAGUAAAAGGACAAGUGACAAAGAAUGAAGCCACCAAAACUGUGAAAGUAAAUGGUAAUGAUACAACCAUCCGCACCAUCACACUUCAAGAUGACGGCGAAACCAUUGAUGUAACCUUGUGGCGGGAGAUUGCUGUGGAGGAACGCAGAAUUGGGGAAUUUUUGAGGAUUUCCCACUGCCUGCUUAAUGAGUGGCAAGGUCGCAAGAGUUUAAACUCAACGCGCAACACUUCAAUAGAGCAAAUACAGCCACUAGACGUAGAGAUAAACGGAAAGGUGGAAGCAUUGAGUGUAUCUGAAAUGUCCUUCGAUAUUGCCAUAAAGGAAAAUGGCAAGAAUUUCUUCAGAGACUUUCAAGUUGAAUUCUCAAUGAUGAAGGAAGCUUUCGCUGAAGAAAUUGAAGAUAUUGAUCUAAUGGAGACAAGUGAAGUUGAGGAACUUCUUUUGGCCAAAAUUCCAUUUCCUGUUAAAUUAAGAGUUCAAGGAUGCCAG
This is a messenger RNA of Saccostrea cuccullata (small rock oyster), 1222 nucleotides long. RefSeq lists its product as uncharacterized. The transcript is spliced from 4 exons. The record is from RefSeq and is a predicted model, not a curated record. Lineage: Eukaryota; Metazoa; Mollusca; Bivalvia; Ostreida; Ostreidae. The annotation marks the transcript as partial.